AUUUAAAAGUGAUCUGGAAGCAUGGCUUUAAUCAUUUACAAGAUGCCAUACCAUCCGGUUGGAAAUCAACCCAAUGCAUAAAGUGUCACUCUCAGUGCACCCUCGAGCAGAUAUAUAAAAAUCAUCUCUUCAUCGAAGCAGACGCUCGAUCGGGACCAAGUGACAAGCCAGCGAAACACAUGUUAGGCGACUUCCCGACAACAAUCACACUCAAUUGUUCUAUAUACAGGUUGCGAGGAGUAAUUGGCCAUCAACCAGGCAGUGUGAAAAAUUCGCAUUUUAUAGCAUACUGUCAAAGGUCUCGUUUGGAGGAAUACAACGAUAUAUAUCAUCUUCAAUCACCAUGGUCCAACCAUCUAAGCAAAUCAUCCCGAACGCAGCUAUCUACAUUCGAGAUGAUAGAUGCACCUUUCAAUGCCAACAAUAUUGACAACAAAAGAACUGAUAUCUACAAUAAAAAAAACAAUUUUAAUCAGCAACAAAUAGAGCUCUUGCAACAACAAUAUACCAAACGCAACUCCGUUGUGGACUUGAUCACUCUACAACGGCAAGAGCGACUUCUCUAUGCCACCACCUCUUCUACGAAUACUGAGGUUUUACGUAGUGGAAGCAUUGUUCGGGAUAUGCCUGAGAUCCUUAGGGUUGCUGCUUUAAACAAUAAUCAUUACAAGAGCGCCAACAGUAUACGUUUUUCAGCAGCAGGUUCAGACCUAAAACCACCAACAAUGCACAACGUACGCUUGCCGUCCAUUUCACCAACGCUUUCAUUAAACGGAAGUUCUAAUGAUGCAAACAACGUUCACUACUAUUCCAUGUACGGUCCAAUUAGCCCACAAUCCAGUGAUAGUGGCCACAGUAUACCAGACAACAUUUCACAAGUAAAUGGAACAAAAUAUCGGAGCAGCUUCAGCGGCUCCAAUAGCUCAUUUGACUCUCAUAACAUAUCCAAAUCAUCACAACAGUCACAAUCGCAUAAAGAGCUGUUCACGCAACGCAAGCAGCGAGAAUUUACGCCAGAUAGUAAAAAGGAUGACAGCUAUUGGGAUCGUCGUCGCCGUAACAACGAAGCGGCCAAGCGUAGUCGCGAAAAACGACGUUAUAAUGACAUGGUCUUGGAGCAGAGAGUUGUUGAGCUAACAAAGGAGAAUCACGUAUUAAAGGCACAAUUAGAUGCUAUUAAAGACAAAUUCAACAUAACCGGUGAAAAUUUAGUUAGCGUUGAACAGAUAUUGGCCUCAUUACCGACAAGUGAGCAAGUCUUAAAUAUUACAAAACGUGCCAAGAUGACAAUGACUGGCGGUUUCAUCGGUGCCACAACCGUUGUACCCAACUCCAUUGUUUAUGGCAUACCUGGGCUUUCAUCUACAAAUGGUUCAGAGGGCCCUCUUACUACAACACCAGUACUACAAACGCCAUCAUCGAGUGGUAUACUUACACCCCAGAAAUCGAAUACCCUAAACCAGGUUUGCACUAUUGAUCCCAACAGCGCAUUGAAUAAGGACAACGACUUAAUGUGUAAAACUUCUCAACAGCCAUUGCAACCGGUUAUCAAAAAUAGCCAUGCAAAUGUACCCACUACACUCUCUCAUACACACCCGAUCUCAUCAGUAGCUCAUAUGCAGUUAUCCUCCUCGCAGGUACACCUCAGCGCCGAACGCUAUCAGCCACCACCACACCUGUCAGUUAACAAAAACUAUUCUGCUGACAUGUCUAGACCAAACAAUUCCAGUAUAUUAACCAACGUUAACCUCACUGUUAACACAACAUCACAUGCACAGAGUGCCGGGCAUAUGGUAUUAUCAGCACCACCUCAACAUCCACCACCGUCCACUUUGCAGAGUUCACAUGUUUUGGAGCCGCCCAAUCGCAACGUUAACUGCGAUGAUCUCGAUAACUUGCGUAAAGUUGUAGCCGUGGUAGGUGCUGCUAUAAGUAGAAAUGAUGCAGGAGAACCCACAGAUUCUCCACUGUAUAAUACAACGGCAACGGCACCCCUCUACUUGCCACCACAUCCGAGCAAUAUAUAUUCCUACAGCACAAAGGAACAUGUAUCCAUAUCCAGACAAAAUCUAGAAAACGAGUAUAAUGCGAAAUCACCCGAAUUCAACAAUGUUAGUUCAAGUGCAGUAGAGUCAGUUUCUUCAUCCACCGUUACUUAUGGCAACACAAACGCUGGCAGUAGCAUUCUUAAUCUUUCUCGUCGCAUCUACUCGCCAGCAUAUGAACAUAUGCUAUCAUCCACCACGUCCUCGUCUCUGUCUUCAACUUCUUCUUCAGGAGUUAUCUCCGGGGAUGAUGAACACGAAGCUGACGGUGGGGAUGAUGUAGAUCAUAACAGUGUCGUAAAUAUUAGCACCACCAGCCCUAGCAGUACCGAUUCAAACAACUGCCUACCGCUCAAGUUAAGGCACAAAUCUCAUUUAGGUGACAAAGAUGCUGCUGCCACAGCGCUGCUGGCGCUUCAGCACAUUAAACAGGAGCCAGUAAGCAAUCGAGCUUCACCACCCGCUUGGGCAGAUAAUGGGGACAAUUCGAGCGAUGAACGCGAUUCCGGAAUCUCGAUCGGUAGCACUGAUUGGACAGCACAAUUGCAACAAAAAGUGGACACAGCGAAUUGUGGAAAUACAGCAGUGGUUGGGGUGUCCGUUUCGGAACGAGAACAUAUACUUAAGUCUCAUUUGGCGCGGCUAGAAUCGGAGAUGGCGAAUAUUAAAAAUAUGAUGAUCCUCUCAGUAGAUCAAAUAAGUUCACCAACACAUUUUAAGCUGUAGAAUGUGGUAGAAAUCAACAUCUUGAAUGCCUCCAGGAGGCAUAAAUGUUGGUAUUUAAAUGGAGAGAGAGCAGAGACAUAAUAACUUUUUAUACCCGAGCGCACUUGUGCACAAGGGCAUAUUAACUUUGUUCACAUAACGGUUGUUUGUAACAGCCAAA
This is a messenger RNA of Rhagoletis pomonella (apple maggot), 2931 nucleotides long. RefSeq lists its product as uncharacterized. Gene Ontology annotation, cellular component: nucleus. Gene Ontology annotation, molecular function: DNA binding; DNA-binding transcription factor activity. The record is from RefSeq and is a predicted model, not a curated record. Bases 180 to 2771 code for a protein of 863 amino acids. Gene Ontology annotation, biological process: circadian rhythm; regulation of DNA-templated transcription. The transcript has 4 exons. NCBI's taxonomy places the organism in Eukaryota, Metazoa, Arthropoda, Insecta, Diptera, Tephritidae.